AUGGCCGCGUUGGAAGCUGAUACUGACGACAUUAUGAACAAAUACCCUGAUUCCUGCGACUUUUCUAUUGCGAUGGCAGACCUCUUCAUCAAUGCGGACGACGAGAAUCGUAUGCCGACUCAAGAGGAAGUUGUACUCGCUGUUCAGGCCUACAAAUCCUCGGUUGGAGAGGAAUUCACUCAUCCCCUUCUCAAUGACCCUGCUAGACCCCUGAGGAAGAGGAAAGCACCUACACAGUAUAGCGAUGAUGAAGACGGGUUCGGAGAGGAAGACCGUCAGGAUUUUCAGGAAACCGGAAAAAGGACUCAGAUGGGUGGCGGUAUCAAUGACGAUGAGGACAGUGACUACGAGCCAACACAGAGGACGCGGAUGAGUGAGAGAAGCAAUGAGGAUGGGGACAGUGAUUUAGAGCCGACUCAGAUGACUCAGAUGAGCCACCACAGCGAGGACCUCAAUGUCCAAGAUAAUGAAGACCUCAACGAACUAGAGCCGAAGCCCAAAGCUCAGAAAUUCGAGUACGAUUCAGACAACAUAGAUAUCUACCAAGAUCACAUCUCCCACAUCGACCCAGUGUUUCCAUCUGAAGACCAGUGCGCGAAAUGCCUCAAAUCCGGUUUUCGAUGUUACGAAUAUGCACAACCUACAACAAAGCGCGCUUGCCGGCGAUGUGUACGUUUGAGGGUCGGUUGUUCCACGUCCUGGAGGAGGACAAAAGGUCGACGAUUCAAAAAAGCCAGAGUUGUAUCUUUGUCCAAGGUUCAAGUCACUUCCAGGAAGCCCCGAAAUGCCGCAAAGAAGAAAAGGUCCUCGGGUAACAGCACCGCAGGGAAGACUGCAUCUCGAGCCAACCUUCCAUCAAACAUCCCUCAGAUGGACAACCUUUGUGCCCGUCUCAUCGCUGUGGAAAACUCUCAGAAGACCUUCAAAUCACAAAUUUCAACCCUGCAGUCGUCUAUCAAGGGCUUUGAAGUCGACCUUGAAACAUCCAAUGCAUACAUUGAGACGAACAUCAGCUCUAUGCACACCGAGAUCAAGGAACAACUUGGGACCAUACACAACAUCGAGUAUAGGAUUGACAAAAGGCUCGACAGUCACCACGAGCAACUGGCUGCCGUUCGGGACCAGCUGGAUGUUCACGAGGCUAGGAUAGAGAACCACUCCCAGCAGCUUGUUGGAGUUCGUGAGGAGCUUAGAGUCAUGGCAGCAGCAACAUCCGAUAUGGCGAGGAGCACCCGUGACGUCAUGGCUAAUCUGGAGAAAACGAUGACUACGACAUUCAAAGAGGUAUUUACGAACACCUUUGGCAACAACACAUUGGAAUCCAGAGUUCGACGUGUUAUACACGACAUUGCUUCAACAUCCCCUCUAACCACCAGCAGUAACAAUACUGGUUCCUCCGCUGCCACUUCCAUCGCACCAGCAUCGCUCAUUCUCAGUUCUUCCCCAAUAGCCCCACAAGAUGUCCAAACGGCGCAGGUAAUCUGGUCGGUAAUCAAAGAACGUAACGAUUUCUUCGAGGAGGUAAUUGACGUCGAACAAUUAGAGGAUCAAGACGUCACUCCAGGUGUAGAUGGCAGAGGGAAAGUAGGGGUUGAAAAGGAGAAGGAUCAGGAAGCAGUGCGAGCGAAUACCAACAAGAAGCAGGACGAGGUCACCCCAUAUACCCAGGAUGGAGCGGACGCUUCCACACAUACCCAGGAGUCAGCGGACGCUUCCACACAUACCCAGGAGUCAGCGGACGCUUCCACACAUACCCAAGAGUCAGCAGACGCAUCCACACAUACCCAGGACGCAGUGGACCAUACUAGCACGGAGGUGAAGAAUACAGAGAAUCGCACUGAUGUGGAGCUAGGGCCUGUCAAAGGUUUCACAGAUAUGGCGUCCGAUGUAACUGCAAUCAAGGCCGCUGGUGGACAUGAAGAUCAGUUCAUGCUGAAAGAGCCGUCAGGGGACGCAGUGAAGGUUACAGAGCAUCGCCUGGUUGCUGGGGUGGUUGCCGCGGUUGAGGGUAACGUUACAGAUACAGCACUUGAUAAGGAUUUUGGGGCCGAUGGAGAUAAUGACACAGUUGUCAAUGGAGGCACAGCACCUGAUAAGGAGCGUCAAGAAGUUGGGACAGAGCAGGGAACAGGUUCGGAGAUGGUUGGGGGUACAACUCACGAUGCGGAGCGUCAAGACGUUGAGCCGGAGAGAGGAACAGGUUCGGAUAAGGUUGGGGGUACAGGAAAUGAUCAGGAGCAUCAAGACAUUGACACAGAGCGGGGAAUGGGGUCGUUAGACAUUGGGACGGAGCGGGGAACGUGUCCGGAGGUGGUUUUGGAUAACACCAACAAGGUCGAGGGUGGGGUAAAGGGAUUACCAACGGGCUCGGAGACGGUUGCGGACGAGGCCAGCAAUCUUCAGGGUGGGGUAAAUCACUUAGACCCGGUUGUGGAAGAAGAUGAGGAUGAAGAGGAUGGGGACCAUGAUUCGACAGCCCACCCUUCAAGGGAACAGACCCCAGUGUCGAACCUAACUUCCUUGAAGCACACAAACCUGCUGCCCGAAUAUAUGGAUAUAUGGAGCCCUGGAGCCUCCACUCAGAUGGACAGUCCAAGGUCUCCUGCUGUUCCCAGCCCCACUCCCACCCAACUUGACCACACUGAAACUCUCGAGCCCGACAAACCGAAGAGGUCAAGAUCCAGAGCACGAAGCACAGGCCCAACCCGUCAAAUGCCGAUUCGGGCUGGCAGGGGUGCAGGAAAACUAAUGUAA
This is a messenger RNA of Psilocybe cubensis, 2754 nucleotides long. RefSeq lists its product as uncharacterized. Lineage: Eukaryota; Fungi; Basidiomycota; Agaricomycetes; Agaricales; Agrocybaceae. The transcript is spliced from 3 exons. The record is from RefSeq and is a predicted model, not a curated record. The coding region runs from base 1 to 2754 and encodes 917 amino acids.